AUGGAGCUGCGGAUUAUUGGUGGCAUUUUUGGAUUACUGAUUAUCGUGCCACAUAUUGCUGGCGACGAUUUAGGUCUGCUUUCCAGCACGCUGCGUGCAUUUCGGAGAACUGGUUGCGAGGACGAGCUCAUGAACUUAUCCUGUCCUAUUGGCACCAGCAUAAGCGUUGAGGUGGUGCAAUACGGAAGAACAGAAGAAAAUUCUUCGCUGCAAUGCUCCUUCACCGAGAGCAGUCGUGAUAGUAACUACUAUCUGGAAUCAACCACGUUGGCGGCGGACAGCAUUUUCCUCCUGGGCAACGUGACAUAUUCGCUAAUGGAUACCGGUCUCAACGAAAGUGCUAUCGUGCAGGAAAAGGGAAAAAUGAAAUGCACACAGCACUAUGUGCUCCAGUACUCCAUCCUUCAAAUCGUGGUCGAGGCUUGUCAGAAGAAGCGAAAAUGUACAUUCCGCACGACACCGAAAACCUUCGACAGCGCCCCGUGCCCCGGUAUCCACAAACUGGUGGAAGUUAGCCACAUAUGUAGACCCUUCGAAUUCCGCAGUCUGAUUGCUUGUGAGAAGGAUGUGAUUCGCUUGGCCUGCGGUCGUUACACAAGAGUUGCCAUUUACAGCGCAAGCUACGGACGGACGGCCUAUGAGAGUUCCCACUGUACCCAGACGGUGGGCUCCAAGGAGGAAACUUGCCUCUCAAUCCAUGCCAGCCACACAUUGACGGAGAUUUGCCAAGGGCGGCGUAAAUGUACGGUAGCGGUGGAGGGUUCCACCUUCGGUCAGCCGUGCCCCGUCAAUGUCCGGGUUUCGCUGAAAGUUGUUUACGCAUGUGUCUCACGAAAUGUGUUCCGAGAUCGCUAUAUUACCCCAUUGGAGGAUGAUGAAUUGGACCAGCAAUUCGAGCUCAACGAGCUGUACGAUGAUGAAUUUACUCCCGCCCCCAACCAAGUGGAGGAUACUUCCAGUAACAGCAUUAACGGUCAGAUGAGCCAUAAAUUUUCCGAUGAGCUUGAGGCAACAGUGAAAGCUGAGAACAUUCUCACGCAAAGCAAGAAUGCUAAAACGAAUAGUACGAUUGAUAGUCGCCUGCUGGUUACCGUCGUUGCUGUGGUGUUCCUCGGAUGUUGUCUAUCCUUUGGCGCUCUGGUGGCUUACAGGAUGAGAUUUCUGUCGUCCACGGACCACGUCUGUAUCAAACAUUCAGAAUCGAGCGACCCGCAGCAAUCCAACAGCACUAGCAAUGCACCGAACGAGGAUUUCGAUCUGGUCGAAUGCGUUGCGGAAACGAUUCCCGUGGCGGUUAAGAUAAAGCAACCGAACCUGGAGCAUCCAUCAACAUCUGCCUCACUCCUGCCAACAUUCAAAGUUUUUAAUCAUCCCGACGCCGUACCGCAGAUUUCGACCACCAUGUUCAUCCUGCCGAAUUAUAUAGUCAGCGAGGGCAACGGUUUAUUGGCUAGUAAAACGAUCUCGUCAACAGGUCAGUCCGGUUCGAAGAAUCCACUCCUAACCACGAUGGACGUAGCUUCCUCUGCUGUCGGAGCCACUGCCGUUGAUCCGUUUCCGUGUAGUACCUCAUGUGCUCAAUGUAACCUUCUGAGCUGGCCGGCAGCCAACCUGAUGGUGGAGCAAAAGACCAGCUUUCACCACAAUCAAUCAUUCAAGACGCCAGUCAGCGAGCGUCAACUUUGCCAGCAUGCGAAUUCUUUUUUAUGGCUGGGCUUGAAACUCGGGGUGAUGUAA
Molecule: messenger RNA, 1737 nt
Organism: Sabethes cyaneus
Lineage: Eukaryota; Metazoa; Arthropoda; Insecta; Diptera; Culicidae
Product: protein eva-1 homolog C-like
Exons: 9
Coding region: 1-1737 (578 amino acids)
Molecular function (GO): carbohydrate binding
Source: RefSeq, a predicted model, not a curated record